Anguilla anguilla (European eel) is the source of this 599-nucleotide messenger RNA. Its product is annotated as 40S ribosomal protein S27-like. Bases 149 to 403 code for a protein of 84 amino acids. The transcript has 4 exons. The record is from RefSeq and is a predicted model, not a curated record. Gene Ontology annotation, biological process: translation; ribosomal small subunit assembly. NCBI's taxonomy places the organism in Eukaryota, Metazoa, Chordata, Actinopteri, Anguilliformes, Anguillidae. Gene Ontology annotation, cellular component: ribosome; cytosolic small ribosomal subunit. Gene Ontology annotation, molecular function: structural constituent of ribosome; RNA binding.
UACAGGCUACUCAAUGCUGGCAAUGCUACGAGAAAGCGAUGUUGAAGUGUAAUCCUGAUGUAAAUCAAUCUGGCAACCUCAGUACAGCUCCUUUGAACCAAUCAGUCUCGCGAGCGUCUAUGCAAGGAACAUCGUUAAGUCAGUGAAAAUGCCUCUCGCAAAGGAUCUUCUCCAUCCUUCUCAUGAACUUGAGAAAAGACAGCACAAGAAAAAAAGACUGGUUCAGAGCCCCAAUUCUUACUUCAUGGAUGUCAAAUGCCCAGGCUGCUACAAGAUCACCACUGUAUUCAGCCAUGCCCAGACUGUGGUUCUGUGUGUGGGAUGUUCAACAGUGCUUUGCCAGCCAACUGGGGGAAAAGCCAGACUCACAGAGGGUUGCUCUUUUAGAAGAAAGCAGCACUAAAGGGGAUUGAAAUGGAAUGGCCAUGAUGAAUGCGAAGAAGUGAUUCAGACCACUGAUCAAUGCCUUAAACUUUUCAUUGAUUCCAAUGAAUGAAGCUUGGAAAAUUAAUCAACUUCUGAAUGGUACAUGGCAAGUUUUUUCUGUUGUGUAACCUGUUCAGUUUUCUGAAAUAAAGUCUUAUACAUGAUGCAGGAAA